AUGGAAAAUCGUUACGAGAAAAUCGAAUUCCUGGGCGAAGGCCAAUUCGCCACCGUCUACAAAGCGAAAGACAUCGAAACGGACAACAUAGUGGCGGUAAAGAAAAUCAAAUUGGGCACCAGAGAAGAGGCACAAGACGGCAUCAACCGAACCGCUCUCAGAGAAAUCAAACUACUCCAGGAGCUUGACCACGAAAAUCUUAUUGGACUUUUAGACGUAUUUGGACACAUGUCCAACGUGUCUUUGGUGUUUGAUUUCAUGGACACAGAUUUAGAAGUGAUUAUUAAAGAUAAUACCAUUAUUUUGACUACUGCUAAUAUAAAAUCUUACACCUUACAAACUUUGAGAGGUUUAGAAUAUUUGCACUUGAAUUGGAUAUUGCAUAGAGACUUAAAACCUAAUAAUUUACUAGUUGAUUCUAAGGGGGUGCUUAAGAUUGGGGAUUUUGGUUUAGCAAAAAUGUAUGGGUCACCUAAUAGAAUAAACACUCAUCAAGUUGUUACUAGAUGGUAUAGGGCACCAGAGUUGCUUUUUGGUGCCAAACAAUAUGGAACUUGUAUAGAUAUUUGGGCUGUAGGCUGUAUUUUGGCUGAGUUGCUUUUAAGAUUACCACUGUUUCCAGGUGAAUCUGAUUUGGAUCAACUAACGAAAAUAUUUGGAGUAUUUGGAAAUCCUACAGAAGAAAAUUGGCCAGGAAUUAAAACAUUGUCUGAUUAUAUUGAAUUUAAACCAUUUCCAAUUAUUCCUUUAAAGUCUAUUUUUACUGCAGCUGGAGAUGAUUUGUUAGAGGUUAUUGAGAGUAUGUUAACUCUGAAUCCGGUUGCAAGGAAAAGCUGCAGUGAAUGUUUAAAAAUGCCUUUUUUUAGUAAUAAGCCUGCUCCAACUGUUGGGAGUAAAUUGCCUUUGCCCCAAAGCAUAAGGAAAAUUGCUGAAAUUGAAAGGCCUUCUUUAAAAAGAAAGUUGUUGGAAUCUGCUGAAGGAGGUACAUUGUCUAAGAGAUUAUUUGUAUAA
Messenger RNA from Ceutorhynchus assimilis (cabbage seed weevil), 1011 nucleotides. The record is from the annotation of a GenBank genome assembly. Lineage: Eukaryota; Metazoa; Arthropoda; Insecta; Coleoptera; Curculionidae.